AUGGACAUCCUAUUCUCUCCAUACGGCGUCGGGUGCCUGCCCAAGUCAGCCAUGGCUGAGGUCCAGCAGAGGACUGAGGAGCUCCUCACAUCUAGCAGCUUCCAGCGCAUGUUGGAGCUGGAGAAAAAAUACAAGAUGGAGCGAUUGCGUGGGACUCAACAACUACUUCCCCCGCCCUCUCGGUCUUCCACCGAACAGAAAGACGGGCCUCCCCCUCGGCCGCCUCGUCCUGACCAUCUGUCCCAGGAGCAAAAUUAUCUAAUGCUGAGAAUUGCGCAGAGGAGUGUUAUCGUACCUUCUCUUUCCAUUACCAUCCCCCCGGCCACAGACUACGAUAAAGGGGACCACUUCAGCGACGGAGAGGAAGAGCAACAGGGUGAAAAGCAUGCUGGUCUUGGCACUCCCACGAAUAGCGAGGUAUUGCACAAGCAAGUAAAGUUCCUCGCGCCAGAGGACGGUCAGGACCAGGAGGUCGACGAAGAUGAGGAGGAGGACGAAGCCAUGUCAGAGCAAUCAUCAAUAUGUCAGUCGCCGAGUUGGGAAGGCUACGGCCAGAGAAAGAAGGAAAAGAAGUUGGAGGCCGAGCGCCGCAAACGAGAAAAGGAGCGGACUGAGAAGGAAGCCAAAGCGGCUAAAAAACGGAAUACUACCAGACUGAGCAAGCCUCCGCCGCCGCCGCCGCCGAGAACUGCCAGUUACGACCCGAGGCCUAGUGGUAUAACAAACGCGGACCGCUCAAUGUCAGACCCGUUGCUCACCAACCAGCAUCUUCUAGAAGCCAGCCAGGCCAUUCACAGGCCUGAGGAUGUUGGAAGGGCGGCCUCGGCCGACGACCUGCAACAGAACUGGCGACAUCGCCAUGCUGUUCCCGAAGUCCUCUCCGGCCCCAGAUCUAAAAUGGAACCGUCUGGGAGCGGCAAGAAGCUGAAUGGGGAAACGGAGAAAACCUUCAGAGCACAGGCCAUACCUCCAUCUUUCGCAUGCAGGCCGGAAGUGCGAUCUUUCCGAGAUGCACGCCCGCCGUCCGCCUCGAGGACCCCAAUGCUCACAAAUGGAGCUCGCCGGGAGGGGUACGUUCACUAUCAAAGGGCGCAGAGCCAGGAACGGGCAAUGGCUGCGCUUGCGGAUGAGCAACUUGUUGGAAAUCUUGGCCAGGUCUACCCCCCAAGGAGCAGCUCUCAGCAGGAUCAAGAACCGAGACGGCUUUCCCUGACGCAAGAAGCAAAAUUCGCCGCAAUGAAGCUCGUAGGCAUGAGAGGGACUCCCGCAGUGAGUGAUGAUAUUGUGAAAAGUACCAGUUCGAGCACCCAGAACGAUUACUUUACCUUCAAAGCCGUCCCGUAUUCCGCCUCCGGCUCAGAAAUUACGCCGUCGAUGGGGAAUAUGCCUACAUUACCCAGGAGUCGGGAUGGGCCGACGACGCAGACACAUGUCGACUCACAUCCUUUGGCCGCGGUUGCUGCUUCAUCACACAAUACUCGUGGAUUGGAUGAGAACGCCCUUGUCAGGCCACCCACGUCCCAAAAUUCUGCCAGUUCAUCAGAUCCGUCAGUUGCCGGCCCGUUUUCCAGCCACAACAGCAAGAAGGCUCGUAACAUGAAGGGUGCCGCGAUGGCCGCUCUAAGCAUGUCCAAGAGUUCUCGGGACCAGCCAGAAGUGUCCAAAAAGUCUGUGUCAGCGCCACCUUACUUGAAACUGCGAGCUCUGAUGCAUUCCCGUGCGCAAACUCAUGCAGAGGGCGGCAAGGUGCAGCUGGCCACCGACAGAGCCCCAGAGGGAUUCUCGAGUCCCAUGGUGACCCCCGCGGUUCCCGACCCAGUCAAGACAACCGAGACAAGGGCUCCGGAAGGGUGCCGGGCUUCAGAGGCUUCUUCGUCAUCAUCCGCCUUUGAAGACGGAUCGGCACUUCCGUCACCGGCCACAACUCCGGACACUUCACGGCCACAAUCAGCAAAAGACAUUCCUUUGGCUGCAAGUGAGCCCCGAAAAGACCUGCCUCAGCGUUCCGGCCUGCAAGAUGACGAACGCACACUUCGGGCUUCUCUCGAUUCCAGCAAAUCGAGCACUCCUCGCCUGGUUGAUGCCGAAGUACGCGAGGGCGUGGAGAUGGAUGAUCAAGACCGAUGGAGUAGGACAGCCUUGCCAAUUGAUAUUGACGCUGACCCUCAAUCGCCAACGACUUCAGAGCCAAACAUUGGCAGCUUGGACGCUGCCGAUCAGUGGUUGCCAAACUACCCGCCGGCUUCCCCCAAGACGACCCAGCAGCCCAUCUGCGAAACCUUCCCUACGGCGGUGCAGCACCCGCAGCCGCGCAAACCGUUUGAGAAUCACGGCCUCAGUCGCUCUAACACUGACACUGUCCUUAUGGUACCGCCGCGAUCCAAGAAACGGGGUCAUGCUAAGCCUAACGGCCCGAUGGGAAGCCCGAAGGAAGCUUCUUCCCCAAUUGUGCAGGCAGGCGGGGACAUUGAAAAUACUUAUGAAGGACUUGGGGUUGCCGGCGAAGGGGAUAGACUGGCUCAGACACCGACCGUGAGGCCAGGUGUGGAUGGAGAUGAUAGGCACAUUGAUGAGCGCUUGGGUUGCUCAAGAUCAUUGAGCGAUAGUGCGGUAUCCCUUGAACAGGUGAACGUUAAGAUGAAGGAGGUAAAGGAAGAAAAGCAUAAGAGACAAUAUCACCAAAGACAGACGGAAUCAAGAAAGCCGGAUAUCGAGGCGGAAUCAGAGUGGGCCGGACGGAGGGACGAGGUUCAACAGACUUCCGAUGGCCAUAUGCACCGCAACUGGACAUCUGGCUCAAUCUCCUCGACGAGUUCGAACGUUCUCUCUUCCGGUCCAAGAUCACCUGCAGAUUUCCAACUCCCCAGCAAUCCUUAUCUUGCGGAAUUUUCAGAGCCAGCCAAGGAUCAGGCUACGUUUCCCGAGAUUUCAACGUCUGCCGGAUCGCCGUCUCCUCUGGCCAGCCCAGUGUCUCGUGCAGCUUCGAACCCUUCGCCACAGCCUCGGAUGCAAUCAUCGGCAACGAGUUCACCAAGAGCAUCCACGCCGGCCGGUCGACAUGGCGGAAUAGUACCAGUGUCAAUACUCAAGCAGCCAAAGAACGCGACGGUCGAGCCGGCGGCGACGACACCCAAGGCGCCUGUCCUUUCAGCGAUUCCAAAACACAUGCAGUUGCAGGCGGGUCUCUCGGUCCGGCCACCAGCUGCGGCGGCAGAGACGCGCAUGGCCCCGAUUGCCAAGAUGUUUGUGGAGUGCUGCAACUGCAAAUUCUACCAUGACAUGCCGUCCAAGAUUUAUGAAUGCAUGGCCAAGCCAGACGCGGUGGUGGAGGAUAGGGCGCUAGGGAUUUCGGGUGCUAUUACAACCAUGGUCAAGUGCCCAUGGUGCCAUCACAACAUGAGCAGAAAUUGCUGUGCCGGUUAUGCGGCGGUGGUGUACCUGAAGGAGAAGCUCCAUUGA
This is a messenger RNA of Canariomyces notabilis, 3459 nucleotides long. RefSeq lists its product as uncharacterized. The coding region runs from base 1 to 3459 and encodes 1152 amino acids. NCBI's taxonomy places the organism in Eukaryota, Fungi, Ascomycota, Sordariomycetes, Sordariales, Chaetomiaceae. The transcript is spliced from 3 exons. The record is from RefSeq and is a predicted model, not a curated record.